Molecule: messenger RNA, 1482 nt
Organism: Galleria mellonella (greater wax moth)
Lineage: Eukaryota; Metazoa; Arthropoda; Insecta; Lepidoptera; Pyralidae
Exons: 2
Coding region: 110-973 (287 amino acids)
Source: RefSeq, a predicted model, not a curated record
GGUGGAUCGAACGGGCGGGGUGAGACUCUGAGGAAAACAAAAGAAAGUGAAGUGUGGACAAUUGUGUAAUCAGUGACGCAUCGAUCUUUAAUUGAUCGAUAAUUAAUCGAUGAAAAUGGAGAUACACAUGAAGUUGCCGUUUCAGACUAUAGUAGUGUUCUGUUUUGUUAUUCUUUCAUCAGCUAAGGAAGAUUACGAGAACAAAUUAACCAAGCUUUGGUCUUUGUCGAGUGCUUCGAACCGAGAUGGAUCGGCGAUAGUCAAUGUAACCAGCGCGUCUAUAGUAAUUCAACCUACGAGCUACAGCAGUAACCAAGUCCCACAGAGGCAAUCUAGGAUAACCAAGUACGCCUUCAAACCUCGCGCGAUUCCUUUAAGGAGAAGCGAGCAGCCUUCCCAAGUAGAAAGAAGCGUUUACUAUUCACAAGACAAUGUGAAUAAAUACAAAACAGAAACGCUUUUCCCCGGUAAUUAUUUUCCAAUUGCCCAAGAGAAAAGCAAUAAGAAUUUAACACAGGACUUUCCGUAUAAACCACUUGAUAGUGAACCAUUUCAUCCGAAAGCGAUACCGUUGAUCAGGAGUCAGGAAUUCCAGAGGAGAUCAUUAGACGUGGAUGAAGAACCAAUCAUUGAAAAGCCCGAAGGAUUUUCAGAAGCAACUGCAUCUAGGAGAUCGUUAUCAUACGUGCUGGGUCUUGGCGAUUCAGCCGAGAUAGAAGAAGAAGAUGAAGAUGAGGAUGACAUCUUAGAAGACGAAGCGGAACGUAAGAAAGGAGUUAAGAAGCCAAAGUAUAAAAAGAAGAAAUUAAAGAAAUACGUCCUUCCGUUGCUUUUGGCGUAUAAAAUGAAAUAUUUCGCUCUAGUACCAGUCAUGAUUGGAGGCCUAAUAUUGUUAAUAGGUGCAACUGGAUUGGCUGGAUUCUUCUUUGCUCUGUUUGCGGCCGUUAUGGGUUUACAGAAAGGGGGAUAUUAAAUCAUUGAAUAAUUAAAUAAAGUCGACGUACUCAUAGUUGCCAUCAGUACUAAGUUAAUUAUUAAAUUAUCUGGAAUCUACGACGUAUCCUACUUAUCUGUCUAUUCUUUCGAUUACCACCGAACGGCUAGCUGACAAUAUAACUGUGUUGUUUUUUCUGGAUUAUUGAACUUCUACUUCAUUGGGAUCUUUUUUUUUUUUGUUCUACUUUUGUGUGAAAAUUUAUGACGUCUCCUAUUUUUAAGUGCUCGCGCGAUUGUAAAUAUAUUUGUACCAAAUAAAUAAAUUAGUGUAAGUUAUUUAUUAACUAAUUUAUUGUUAGUCAAGAUGAAUAUAUAAAUUAGAAAAAUAAUGUAGUUACCAAUAAAUAUGAUAUUGUAGACGAAAUCUGUAUUAUUUUGUAAGUUAAUAAUGACGCUGAUAAAAAAAACUGACACGAUUAAAUACACAUGCUUUGAUUAUGUCUUUUAUUGACAAAUGUAUACUAUUUACCAUAUAUAUCAUAAUCA